Molecule: messenger RNA, 1926 nt
Organism: Micromonas commoda
Lineage: Eukaryota; Viridiplantae; Chlorophyta; Mamiellophyceae; Mamiellales; Mamiellaceae
Exons: 1
Coding region: 1-1926 (641 amino acids)
Biological process (GO): methylation
Molecular function (GO): nucleic acid binding; methyltransferase activity
Source: RefSeq, a predicted model, not a curated record
AUGAGCGACGAUGAUCUCGAUAGGUUCAACGACUCCGACUCGGAGCCGGAGCGGGCCGCGGCCGAGCCCACCGCUUCCCGGAAGGCGAAGGGGACGGGGUCGAAUGCGAACAAUUCUUCGCCCGCCGCCGCCCACGCCGGAGGAGGGGGCAAGGCUGCGCAGCGACGCGCCAAGAAGACCGCGGCGAAGCGCGCGCGUCUCGAGCGCCGGCGACAGGAGCGCGAGCGAUUCCCGCGGGACAGGAACGACGGAUCGGGCUCGGGCGAAGACGACGGCUCCGAUCUCGACGACGGCACCGCCGCUGCUCCGGCGCCCAAAUCUUCCAACGCCGCGCGCGUGCACCACGGCGUGCUCAACGUGGAAGGCGUCGUCGUGGACGGUAAGCUCAUCCUCCUCGACGCCAAAUCCGGCGCGGUGUACUCCGCCACGCGUCGCGCCCCCGACGGGUCUCACCUGCGCGUGGGCACGUGGAACCCCGAGACGCGCGCGGUGACGCGGCUCACGAAAGAGGAGAUGGAGGCGCAGCUCAACCCGCCGACGCCCGACGGUAAGCGUCGAAAGGGACGCGACGGCGGGGACGGCGGGGACGAAGAGUCGGCACCCGGGGACCUGGACGGGGACGACGAGUCGGCACCCGGGGACGGCGACGGGGACGGCGGGGACGGCGGGGACGGGACGUCGCUCAGCGCCCGAAUGGAGAAACCGCCGGAUGAGGUGUCGCACGCGUUCCAAGUCGACGCCGAUGACCACUGCGAGACGUCCCCGGAGGCUCACGCGCACAUUCUCAACUUCCUCAACAAGACCGCCUCAGCCCUGGGCAAGACGCCCAAGACGUUGGUGAUUUACGACCCGUACUACUGCGCGGGGGGAACCAAACGGUCGUUCGCGGCGCUCGGCUUCCCAAACGUGAUAAACGAGAAUAAAGAUUUCUACGCCGUGUGCCAACGAGGGGAGGUUCCGGAACACGACGUCCUCGUGACUAACCCGCCGUACAGCGCCGACCACGUCGAACGGUGCAUCACAUUCGCGGCGAAAAACCUGUACGAGCACGGUCGGCCCUACUUCCUCCUUCUUCCGAGCUAUUGCGUCAACAAGCCGUAUUACACGAGCGCGCUGUUGACGGGGGGCGCGGCGGGGAAAAAGGCUAGGGCGGCGCGGGAGGAGGCGGAGGGGGGAACGAAGACGAAGGAGGAGGACGGGAGGGACAAAAAGUCCGGCGACGAGCCGCGGCGGGAUGAGAACGAGCAGCAGCAGGAGGAGGAGGAGGAGAAAACGGAAGAAGAAGAAGAAGAAGAAGAAGACGGGGAAGGGUUCAAAGUUCACGACGGCGGUAAGUCGCGGACCAAGAAGAUCGCCACGAGGGACGGCGGCAGCCGCCGGCAGACCCUCCCGUUCUACGUCGCUCCCGUCAAGCGGUACUACUACUGGACCCCCAAGCCCCUCAUCGCCGCGAGGAAGGCGCAGCAGGGCGUCGAGCUGGGCGGAAAGACGCGCCGCAAGAAGAGCCACGUCGGGCGACUGGGCGAGCGAACCUCCCCUUUUCUCUCCUUUUGGUACUGCGGCAUGGGCGACGAUCUCCAACCGGAGGCGCUCCGGUGGCACCGCAAGUUACCCCGCGCGGCGGUCGGCGGGUACACGGUGGCCAGGAACCCCAACGACCUCCCGAUGCACGUGCUCGACGAGUGGGACCCGCGGCGGCGCGCGGCGGUGGAACGCGCGAAGGAGGCUGGGGACGACGGCGCUAAACCCAAGCGGUACGCCGGUUUCAGCGGCCACAACUGCGGACAGAACAUGGACGCCAAGCAUAAGAAAAAGUACAAGGAGUUCGACAACGCGACUGGGGGCAACAGAAGAGAUAAUUGGAGCGGGGGAAAGCUCGGGGACGGCGGGAUGUUCAAGCGCCCGGCGAAGAAGCGAAAGUACUGA